Rhagoletis zephyria (snowberry fruit fly) is the source of this 560-nucleotide messenger RNA. Its product is annotated as UPF0687 protein C20orf27 homolog. Lineage: Eukaryota; Metazoa; Arthropoda; Insecta; Diptera; Tephritidae. The record is from RefSeq and is a predicted model, not a curated record.
AUCACCAUGUGCACUUUGACACCACCAACCUGAAGGACGAUUUCGAAUCGGACAGCUGUGUCACCUACCAACGUUCCGGCGACACAAUUGUCAUCAGUUUGGGUUUCCUGCAAGUCAAUCACCGAUAUCUGAUCGACCUUAAGCUGCCCGUGGCAUUAUUCGACAAUCUCGGCACAACAUCUGGCAGUCAAUUUGAGCCCGCAGUUACCACAGUUCCUAACUUACAUUGCCGCAUUACAGAAUUUUCCGGCUUAAAGCAUGACGAACAUGAUUUCUAUGAAAUGAAAAUCGAAUUUUUCGCCUACAAAGAGAAACUGCUACGCGAAGUGAUACACAUUGUUAAUUCGAACAAUUCGCAGGAGGUGCUUAAGUUGAUGAUAGCAGCACGUGUGCUGGGCAAAGGCAAGGGUACACCGAUGCUGCGCAGCGGUAUACAUUGCAUAGGCAUUGAAAAGGAUGACGACGAGUCGGAGGCGUCAGAUUUUCCCGGCUUUGGCAAGGGCACCUAAGGGGAAGCAACAGAGUGCCAAAACAUAAAUUAAAAUAAACCAAAAAAAAAA